Messenger RNA from Ogataea philodendri, 1059 nucleotides. RefSeq lists its product as uncharacterized. The transcript is spliced from 2 exons. Bases 1 to 1059 code for a protein of 352 amino acids. The record is from RefSeq and is a predicted model, not a curated record. NCBI's taxonomy places the organism in Eukaryota, Fungi, Ascomycota, Pichiomycetes, Pichiales, Pichiaceae.
AUGGCAUCGACGUCGUCUGACCGUCUGGGGAAGAUCACCGGCACCGUGGGGUCCCAUUUGUCCACCGAAUCGUCGCUGGCAGCAGAAGACCCCGCCGUGUCUGACAUCUCACAGAUCGUGCCAUCGUCCACAAACGAGACCCCCGAGGCCUCAAUGGACAAUUUACUAGAGAACUUGUUGAAACAAGGCCACAACCACCACGAGCCGUCAAUUUUGCCGGACGAUUUCAUGAAAACCAUGUCCUCCAUGUUACCAGCAGACCCGGACGGGAAACCCAGCCAAACUGCGCACGAGCAGCCAAAACAGCCCUCAGAGCAGGAAAUCUACCAUAACGAGGUGGAAAAGUUCAAAUUGAGACGGUUCAGGGCCGUGUUCACUGCUAUAAGACUAGUGAGCGUUCUUUUGCUUGUGCGCCUCAAACUUGUUGGGUCCGAGCUGUUCUACCCGUCGUUUGAGCGGCUCGAAGGCGGAUACGGCACACACAGUCUGUGGAACUGGUUCACCAUUCUUGAGUUAGCAUUUUCCGCACUUCCUGGACCCUUGUAUGCGAACGCCGUGUACAGCUCCACAAAAGUGGCUCCGGCUUUGGCAAACUCUAUAGCGUCCUUUCCUGAACUGAUACCACCACAGCCAAUAAGAACCAGGUUCGAGUCCUUGGUGUGCUUUCUGAGCAGUCUGAACGCCUUCAACGAAAUCUCCUUCAACGGUUUGCCCGAAAGACCGCCGGUCUGGUUGACCAACGCCUGGUCCGCUGUAAUCAGCCGGUCACGUGGUCUCUGGAUCGUGGUGUUGGACAGAACAAUGCCGUCGAUCUUGGCCUCUUUGGCCGACUUGGCAAUCGACUCGAUCUCCGGCUCCGUCAGGUCCGGAGCAACCUUCACCAGCACCGGCGGCUUGGACUGCGGGUCGAGCAACUUGCCCGGCAGCUUGUUUCUUUCGGCAACAACCUUGGUGAGCAGAUUGGUCAGUUUCGACUCGUUCUGCAAAUCACGCAGUCCCGGCGUGUUUGGCGACGAGACGUUGAUCACCAGCACGUCGGCGUACUCACCAAACCGCUGA